Molecule: messenger RNA, 1776 nt
Organism: Glarea lozoyensis ATCC 20868
Lineage: Eukaryota; Fungi; Ascomycota; Leotiomycetes; Helotiales; Helotiaceae
Product: Class II aaRS and biotin synthetase
Exons: 3
Coding region: 1-1776 (591 amino acids)
Biological process (GO): mitochondrial translation
Cellular component (GO): mitochondrion
Source: RefSeq, a predicted model, not a curated record
AUGGUUACCAAGGCAGAGAAAAAGAAGGCGACGAGAUUCGAGUUGAAGACUCCGAAGGGAACCAAGGAUUGGGAGGGAAAAGACAUGGUUAUUCGAGACAAGAUUUUCUCAACGAUCACCGAUGUCUUUAAACGUCACGGAGCAGUUACAAUUGAUACCCCAGUGUUUGAGUUGAAGGAGAUCCUUUCAGGCAAAUACGGCGAAGAUAGCAAACUUAUUUACGACCUCGCCGAUCAGGGUGGGGAGAUUUGUUCUUUACGUUAUGACUUGACAGUACCAUUCGCGCGGUGGCUGGCUAUGAAUAGAGACUGUCAAACAAUUAAGAGAUACCACAUCGCCAAGGUUUACAGACGAGAUCAACCAGCGAUGACCAAAGGCCGCAUGAGAGAAUUCUACCAAUGCGACUUCGAUAUUGCUGGAGUCUACGAUCCCAUGCUUCCAGAUGCAGAGAUAGUCAGAAUCGUGACUGAAGUUUUUGAAGGUCUAGGAUGGAGAGGGCGGUAUACCAUCAAACUCAACCACAGGAAAAUUCUAGAUGGUAUAUUCGAAGUUUGCGGUGUACCAAGUGAUAAGAUUAGGACGAUUUCUUCAGCGGUUGAUAAGCUAGACAAGCUUCCAUGGGCAGAGGUGCGCAAAGAAAUGACCGAGGAAAAGGGACUUGCGGAAGAAGUUGCGGAUAAGAUUGGCGAAUAUGUGGUGCAAAAGGGGCAAAAGGAUCUCCUAGCAAAGCUGCAAGCAGACGAGAAACUUAUGGCUAAUGAGUCUAUGAAGGCUGGGUUGGCGGAUAUGGACCUUUUAUUUACAUACCUAGAGGCGUUCGAUGCUUUGGAGAAUGUUUCUUUCGAUUUGAGCUUAGCGCGUGGACUCGACUAUUAUACCGGAGUUAUCUAUGAGAUUGUCACAGAGGGCUCUGCGCCAAAUUCAGAACCUCUAGCAACUGUCUCGGUUGCGCCUGCAGCUCCGCCAAAACCAUCGAAGAAGCCAUCUAGCGGGAAGAGUGCCGUCGAUUUCGAUGAAGACCGCUCUUCAGAUCCAAGUGUUGGCGUUGGCAGUGUUGCCGCAGGAGGUCGAUAUGAUAAUCUUGUUGGCAUGUUCUCGGGUAAGACACAAAUUCCAUGUGUGGGCAUAUCUUUUGGCGUUGAUAGAAUUUUUUCUGUCACCAAGGCACGAAUGGCUGAGGACAACGCUGAGCAAGUACGCAAUAAUGAGACGGAAGUCUUCGUGAUGGCAUUUGGUGGUAAGGGUUUUACGGGAUUACUUAAAGAGAGACUUUCUAUCUGCACAACGCUUUGGGAAGCAGGAAUCAAGACGGAAUUUCUUUACAAAGUCAAGCCCAAGCUACCAAAUCAAUUCAAUGCCGCAGAAAAGAAUGGCUGCCCACUAUGCGUCGUUAUUGGCGAGGAUGAGAUGGCUGCAGGAAAAGUUAAGAUCAAGGAGAUGGGUCUCCGAGAUGGCCACCCAGAGAAAGAGGGCGUGUUGGUAGAUUUGAAAGAUUUGGUUUCGGAAGUCCGGACUCGUAUCUCCCGUAAGUCGAAGCUUGAUGAGAUGGUCAAGCAGGCUGAGGGAUUGAGAGUCGUUGGUGGAAUCCGUGGUGAGCCAGAAGUGGCAGCAAUAGCUGCAUCCGGGUCAGCAGAGACUCCCGACGCAGAAAGUGCAUCAGCGGCAACGACUGAAUCGGCGAAGCCGGUUAGUGAUGAUGCUGUGCCCGAUACCGAGAAGCCAGCUGAAGAGUCACUACACUCGCAAGAGACUAUAGGCGCUAUUCCUGCUUCAUAA